GCGCACACAUUAUGAAGAAGCUGAUGAAACUCAGUGCCGAGUUGGUCGGCUGACGGGUGUCGUCCUGUCAGUCUGCGAGAUAUCUCAUCUCCUGUUACACUCUGGGACUUGAACAAUACUGUUUUGUGAAGAACGAAAGUAAUCGGAACCAUCUGUAUUGUCGAUUAUGGAGUAUCUUCAAAUUCUACUGGGCCUGGCUGCGGUCCUAAUAGGACUUCUCUAUUAUUACUCGUCAACCUUCAACUUUUGGAAGAAUCGGGGCAUAAGCGGACCGAAACCGAUCGCCUUCGUCGGCAAUACUCUGAAUCUUGCUCUAAGAAAAAUCUCGUUUUCCGAUCAGAUCAACGAGUGGUACAAACAGUACAAAAACGAAACUGUUUUCGGUGUAUUUGAAGGAAAUAGCCCUGUUUUGAUCAUCAACGAUUUGGAUUUGAUAAAAGAUGUUCUUAUCAGAGAUUUCUCAUUGUUUGCUGACAGAGGAUUCAAGAUUUUCCCAGAGAUAGAAGUACUGGGAGAGCAUCUGUUCUUGUUGGAACCAAAACGAUGGCGACUAAUGCGCAACCGCCUCUCCCCGAUUUUCACUUCCGGUAAAUUGCGAGAGAUGUUCCCACUUCUGGAGGAAUGCGCACAGAACUUGGAGAAAUACUUGGACUAUGUCGCGGAGAGCGGGAAGGAUGUGGAGGUGCGCGACCUGACCGCGAAAUACACCACGGACGUGAUCGGCUCCUGCGCUUUUGGAAUUACCAUGAACGCUUUGAACGAUGAUAACAGCGAGUUCCGGCAAAUGGGAAGGAAGAUGUUCAAGCCUACAUUUAGAUUCUAUAUUAGGGACACCCUCAAACGAAUGUGGCCCAGCCUUUAUGAGAUAUUCGGUCCCUAUCUGCAGAACAAAGAAGUGGACUCGUUUUUCGUUAAUUUAAUCAGUGAGACGAUGAAGUAUAGGAAGGAACAUAAUGUCUCGAGGCCAGAUUUCGUUAACAUGUUAAUGGAAGUUAAAGAGCACCCAGAGAAAAUGGAUAAUAUCGAAAUUACAGACGCGUUGCUCGCAGCGCAAGCAUUUGUGUUUUUCGUUGCUGGGUUUGAAACUUCGUCUACGACGAUGUCUCAUGCUCUAUACGAAUUAGCUCAAAAUCAGGAUAUGCAAAACAAACUGAGAGAAGAAAUCACGGAGAACUUUGCGAAGAACAAUGGAAUUUCGUCUUACGACCAAUUGAAAGAACUGAAGUACCUCGACAAGGUGUUCAAAGAGACACUGAGAAAAUACCCAGUAUUGGGUGUAUUAAACAGAAAAGCGAUGGAGAAUUACACAUUCAAGGGAACCAAAAUCACUAUACCUGAAAACCAAAUGGUUAUGAUACCGGUUAUGGGAAUCCAUAGGGAUCCGGCUAUCUAUCCAGACCCAGAUAAAUUCGACCCUGAACGAUUCAACGAGGAUGCUGUUGCCGCGAGACAUCCAAUGAGCUACUUACCAUUCGGCGAUGGACCAAGAAAUUGUAUCGGUGCACGUUUCGCGCAAUUUCAAAGCAAACUCGGUCUCGCAAUGAUUCUCCGCAAGCACAAAGUGGAAGUUUGUGAAAAUACCACGAUACCGUAUAAAAGUGAGCCGAAAAGCUUUUUGCUGCAACUGAAGGGCGGAGUACACUUGCGUAUCGCGAAAGUUACAGCUGCAAUGACGAUUUAUUUCGAGAUUCUGUGCGGCAUCGCUGCUGUACUCUUCGUCGUCUACUACUACUUGACUGCCACUUUCGAUUUUUGGAAAAAUCGUGGCGUGGUCGGGCCAAAACCGGUGCCAAUCUUUGGUACCGCCAGAAAUAUCAUGUUUGCUAAGAUACCUAUGGCCGAGUAUACGAGAUCUAUUUACAACCAGUAUAGGGACGAACCUAUGGUCGGGACGUUCAUGGGAAGAACACCACAUCUGAUCAUAAAAGAUUUGGAACUGAUUAAGGAUGUGCUGAUCAAGGAUUUUCCCAAAUUCGCUGACAGAGCUAUUGUCAAUGUUUAUGACAAGACGGAGCCGCUAUCCGCACAUAUAUUCAACCUGGAAUCGACGCGGUGGCGGCCGCUACGUGCGAAGCUCUCACCGGUGUUCACGUCAGGGAAGCUCCGUGAGAUGUUCUAUUUAAUAAUCGAGUGUUCGCACACUUUUGAGAAGUAUUUAGACAAGCAAAUCGAGAAAAACGAACCGAUCGAGUGCAGAGAGCUGACAGCGAAGUUCACGACCGACGUGAUCGGUUCGUGCGCCUUUGGGAUCGACAUGAACUCACUGUCAGACGAGGAGGGCGAGUUCCGCAAAAUGGGCAGGGAAAUACUUGCCGUUAAUUUCGAGAACAUUGUACGAUUGAAGUUGAAGCAAUUCAUGCCAGGACUGUACAAUUUAUUGGGCUACGUGAUACCCGAUAAGAAGUUUGCUCCGUUUUUCACUAAAGUCGUCACAGACUCUAUCAAAUACAGGAAAGAGCACAACGUAAUGAGGCCGGAUUUUAUACAUUUGCUAAUGCAACUCCAGGCACAUCCGGAUAAAUUAGAUAACAUCGAAUUGACGGAUUCGUUGCUGACAGCGCAGGUGUUCGUAUUCUUUGUCGCCGGUUUUGAAACCUCCUCGUCGACGAUGAGUAACGCUCUUUACGAAUUGGCUAAAAAUCAGGAUAUACAAAAUAAAUUGAGAGAAGAAAUUCGCGCGAAUUGGGGCAACACUGAUGGAGAUAUGAAGUAUGAAAACGUUAAGGAAAUGAAGUAUCUAGAUAAAGUAUUUAAAGAGACGUUAAGAAAGUAUCCACCAGGAGUACACUUGCUAAGAAAAGCUGUUUCUGACUACACCUUUAAUGGGACCAAAGUGACGAUACCGAAAGGGACCCAAGUAUGGAUUCCUGUGUACGCGAUACACACAGACCCUAAUUUCUUCCCAAAUCCGGAAAAGUUCGAUCCUGAAAGAUUCAACGAGGACGCCGUUGCCUCCAGGCAUCCCAUGACCUACCUCCCGUUCGGCGAUGGACCCAGAAAUUGCAUUGGUGCGCGUUUCGCGAUCUAUCAGACGAAGAUCGGCCUUAUUACGAUAUUACGUAAUCACAGGGUUGAAGUUUGCGAGAAGACGAUAACUAAAUAUGAAAUCAAUCCAGGAUCAUUGAUACCAGUACCCAUAGGAGGAAUAUAUUUGAAGAUAACGAAGAUAGGAAGCUAAACAUAUUCGUCAUACGCUUCUUGGCCUCGCGUAGAAAGAUUGGCAGACAAGGUUACAAUUCUGUCAAUUCUUGCAAUAGUAUCAGUAUUCAUAAUCACAAGGUUGAAGUUUGCGAGAAGACGAUAACGAAAUAUGAAGUCGAUUCGUCAUUGAUGCCAAUACCGAUAGGAGGAGUAUACUUGAAGAGGAUGAAGAUAAGAAGCUAAGGAGAAUCGUCAUGCGUUAUCCUAAUACUAAUAAUGUCAUAGAUUACUUGUACAUAUGUAAUAACCUUUGUAAUACAAUAGUAAUAAUAAAUCAAUGUUUUACCAGUUUGAUGGUUAA
This is a messenger RNA of Ceratina calcarata, 3502 nucleotides long. RefSeq lists its product as uncharacterized. The record is from RefSeq and is a predicted model, not a curated record. The coding region runs from base 167 to 3178 and encodes 1003 amino acids. The transcript is spliced from 12 exons. Lineage: Eukaryota; Metazoa; Arthropoda; Insecta; Hymenoptera; Apidae. Gene Ontology annotation, molecular function: heme binding; monooxygenase activity; iron ion binding.